Messenger RNA from Clonostachys byssicola, 249 nucleotides. The record is from the annotation of a GenBank genome assembly. NCBI's taxonomy places the organism in Eukaryota, Fungi, Ascomycota, Sordariomycetes, Hypocreales, Bionectriaceae.
AUGGACCGCCAUAAGAUAAGAUUUUCAGCCCGUGUGGUGUCUAGCGAUAGGAAUACGUUCAUCAAAUACAACAAUAGAAGAUUCACCAAGUUUGAACUUUUUUUACUAGUAAAGACCAACAACGACAUCACCCUUGACACGGGCAGUCAGGUGGACCUCGGCCUCGAGGUCGAGCUUGAUGCCGAGCAGAAGAGCGGCAUCCUUGAGCUUGCCAUUGUCGUCGGCAGCGCCCUUGAUGAUUUGGCAUAA